Molecule: messenger RNA, 486 nt
Organism: Pseudogymnoascus destructans
Lineage: Eukaryota; Fungi; Ascomycota; Leotiomycetes; Thelebolales; Thelebolaceae
Gene: VAS2
Product: AP-1 adaptor complex sigma subunit Aps1
Exons: 5
Coding region: 1-486 (161 amino acids)
Biological process (GO): vesicle-mediated transport; protein transport
Cellular component (GO): AP-1 adaptor complex; intracellular membrane-bounded organelle
Molecular function (GO): clathrin-cargo adaptor activity
Source: RefSeq, a predicted model, not a curated record
AUGGCCAUCAGUUACCUCAUCCUGCUCUCAAGGCAGGGUAAAGUCCGUCUUGCCAAAUGGUUCACGACGCUGUCGCCGAAAGAGAAGGCCAAGAUCAUCAAGGAUGUCUCGCAGCUAGUCCUGGCACGGCGCACGCGCAUGUGCAACUUCCUCGAAUAUAAAGACUCGAAAAUCGUGUACCGCCGAUACGCCUCGCUCUUCUUCAUCGCCGGCUGCGCUUCGACGGACAACGAGCUCAUCACCCUCGAGAUCGUGCACAGAUACGUCGAGCAGAUGGACAAGUACUACGGGAACGUCUGCGAACUCGACAUCAUCUUCAACUUCCAAAAGGCAUACUUCAUACUGGACGAGCUGUUAUUGGCUGGGGAGAUGCAGGAGAGCAGUAAGAAGAACGUCUUAAGGACGAUAGGGCAGCAGGAUAGCUUGGAAGAAAUGGAGGCAGAGGAACAGGUAAGUAACGAGCUAAAAAGCGCUGGCCUCAUGUGA